AAGAGCGCACUUUGGCAGCAGAAGCAGAUGGUGCAAGAUCUCCGCAGUUUGCAAAAAGAUUUAAAUCAAGCUAAUCUCUUGAAUUGAGAAAACGACACGAUGACGGAUAAAUACGAUCAAACGGCCGAAGGCGACCGCUAUCGUGUGCAAAGUGAUGCACUAGCUGGUUGGUUUAUUGGUCCUAGAGCUGAGAACCAUCAAUUGUUCAAUGAGCUUAUGGACCAGACAAUCAAACAGCAUCAACAAAAUCGUCGUAAAUAUUGGCCUACGGAUCCAGAGUACAUCACUAAAGCCCAGAAAAUGACUCCAGCAUACAAAGCAGAAAGGAAACAGUUAAAGAACAAGUUAAAGGAGUUGAAUGAUGAUUUGGAACAGAGUACUCCAGUCUUUAGCCCACGUUUUCAAGGUCACAUGAACUGGGAUAUCUCAAUGCCAGCGGUGCUUGGUUAUAUCUCGGGAAUGGUUUGGAACCCAAAUAACGUGGAUGUUACAGCCUCCCCGAUAACUACACCUUAUGAAAUCAUUGCCGCUGAACAAAUUUGUGACAUGAUUGGAUUUGAUCGCACAAAAACAAUAGAUCCAUGGGGUCAUAUCACUUGUGGUGGAUCUAUUGCAAACAUUGAAGCAAUGUGGGCAUCAAGGAACAUGAAGUUCUAUCCUCUCAGCUUACAAGAUGCAGUUAUGGCUGAAGGAGAACUAUCUGGAGCGAAAACGUAUAUGGUCAAUGUAUUUAAACCUGGAAGUGGAUUCACUAAUGUGGAGCUUCAGCAUUGCACUGUAUGGCAGUUAUUGAAUGUCGAUGUGGACGACGCUUGCAAUAUGUCCGCAGACAUUGCUAAAGCCGCGAAAGUUACAAUGGACAAACUUUCUGAACUAGUUCAUCCCUACGCUUAUACAUCUAUUGGUAUAUACAACUUCUUGACAAAACACAACAUCAAGUCUCCCCGAGUGUUUGUUCCAGCAACCUGCCAUUACUCUUGGCCAAAAGCUGCUACAGUCUUGGGACUGGGUGAAGAUAAUCUAAUACAUAUCAAAGUUGAUAAGAUGGCAAGACAAGAAAUGGGUGAUUUGCGUCAGCAACUGGAAUAUUGUGUCACAAAUUCAAUCCCUGUGAUUUCUGUGACUGCUGUGAUGGGUAGUACAGAGGAAAGCGCCUUUGAUCCACUGACUGAGAUGUUGACCAUGCGAGAUGAGUUAAAGAAAAAGGGUCUAAACUAUGCCAUUCUUGCUGACGCUGCAUGGGGUGCAUACAUGAGAACCAUGAUGAUUGAUCCUGAUCACCCGGAGGAAGUACAGAAAGCUGAAAGAAGAAAAGGAAAGAAGGGAAGAGAGCAAAAAGAACGGAGCAAGAGUUCGCUUAUAUCAAAUUAUGUUCCUAUCACCCCCUUAAGUCAACAUGCUCAAGAUAAUUUAAAUGCAUUACGUCAUGCAGAUACAGUUACCAGUGAUCCUCACAAGACCGGAUACGUUCCAUACCCGGCCGGGGGAUUGAGUUACAGAAAUGGAACUAUGAAAGAUUUUGUUCUUCUGGCUGCACCUGAAGUUUUUCAUUCUGAAGAUGAUCUUAGCGUAGGAGUUAAUGGACUGGAGGGGUCAAAACCCGGUGCUGCAGGUGCUGGCGUCCUACUUUCUCACAGGGUGAUUGGCAUGGACAAGUAUGGUUAUGGCCGAAUCUUGGGUCAAUGUGUGUAUGGUUCAAAGCUUUAUUACUGUUUGUGGCUGAAUCUUUCUAAACCCACAGAUCCAUUUAUCAUCAAGCCAUACCUUCCUUGUUCUGAAAAAGAUAAGCUUCUUGCUAAAGAAUUGAUUAUUGGAAAGACAAACUUGGAGAUUGUUGAGACCCCGGGCGCGAUGAGUUUACUUGAACGAAUUGGUCCAGACUGCAUGAUAAAUAAGUUUGGAGUUAACAUCAUUAUUGACGGAAAGACAAACCAUGAUGUUGAUAAAUCUACUUCGUAUUCUAAGAAAAUUGGACGACUCCUGUCAGUGAAUGCUGACAAAGACAAUCACAGAGUACCUCUUGUGAUCUUUCAGUCCAUUAUGGAGCCAAAAAUCUUUGGACCAGCGUUGAAGGAGUUUGAGAUAUCCAUCGGUUUGACGCAAAAUCUUGAGAAUGAAUUUGGCUGCAUGGUCAACACCGUCAUGAACCCAUGGCAAGCAAGUGGAGAAUUUGUUUGGAGAGUUGGUGAAAUUUACCGUGAAGCUUGUCUCCUUGCUCAUGGCUGGGAAACGGAUCAACCAGCCAAACAUAUGUUUGUUUGUGGUGACCUCCUACAAAACCAGGAAGACGAAUGGUUCAUGUUUGCAUAUAUGGUGGGGCAGUUUGGUCGAAAAACAGAACAAUAUGAAUGUGUAACAAAGCUUGGUCUUGCCAAUCAGAGUGACGCGAUCACAAUACAGAACUAUCAAAAAAAUCAUGGAUUAUUUGCGUCAAAUAAGGAAAACGCAGUUUUAUAUCAGCUGUUAUUGGAUGCUGCGGGCGAUAAAGGCGCAGAGUUCGAGUUCACUGCUCGAGACGAUUCAACCGGUGUCCUGUUUACAGCCUUUUUGAAAGUUCUUGACACACCACGUGUCAAACACUUCGAGACGCAGGAAGAUCCUGAUCUGAAAUACCCAGAUCAUUAUCAAUACUUCAUGUAUGGUCAAGGUGGAAAGACCUAUUUAUCUCACAUGAUCACAAAGAAACCCGAUUUCCAACAGGUUGUUGAAGUUGAGAGCUCUGAGAUGUCAGGUAAUAAGGAUGACUGGUUGCUGUGGUAUGGUUUCCCUGUGACCUUUACAGGUCUUGCAGUAAGUUCUGACACCAAAGCAAACCCAUUCACUCGAAGUGAUCGUACCUACCAUAUCAUGUUUGCUGGCGAGAAAAACAGAAAACGCGAGAUGGAUAUUGUCUUGAAAGAUAAUACUGGAUGGUUUGAAAACUACGUAUUGAAUAGAUAAAUGGACUUCGCUGAACAUUUUUCAUUAAUUAUUAGCAGCCUAUAUUACGUAAUUGGGUCGUUAGUUUAUUGGUGUUAUUAACAGGUAUAAGCGUUUUUGUCACAAGAAAAAAGAAUAUUACUAGAAUUUAUUGGAAAUAGUUUGGUCUCACUAGUCUGUGUGUAACAGCGUAAAACACUCUCAAAUGCUUUAUGCUGAGUUUAAUUAAUUAUGAUGAUUAGCGUGAUUAAGUAAUUGUUCAUGGAUAGACUUACAAUAGAAAUUGGAAGCACAGAGUUGUCCAGGUUAUGGUAUAGAUUUUUUGACUAGGCGAUGUUACAGAUAGUCAAAUAACGUUACUACCAUUAUUUGUAUAAGGGUUAAUAUGGUGUAUGGGUAUUGCAAACGCAAAUAUAACAGUUUCAUCUCAUUA
This is a messenger RNA of Dendronephthya gigantea, 3352 nucleotides long. RefSeq lists its product as uncharacterized. The transcript is spliced from 14 exons. Gene Ontology annotation, molecular function: pyridoxal phosphate binding; carbon-carbon lyase activity. Bases 100 to 2940 code for a protein of 946 amino acids. NCBI's taxonomy places the organism in Eukaryota, Metazoa, Cnidaria, Anthozoa, Malacalcyonacea, Nephtheidae. Gene Ontology annotation, biological process: carboxylic acid metabolic process. The record is from RefSeq and is a predicted model, not a curated record.